UGUUACACUAUUGUUUUUUUGUUCCAUGUGAAGUGAAAUAGUUUAUAUUUAAUUGUAGAUUAACGAAUUCGGGGUUAAUUAAAGACAUGAACACCUUAAGGCCUAUUGAACUAUGGAGUCAUAUCUGCAGAUGAAAAAUACACUUUUUACUUUGUGCAUGGUGAUUUUUUACUGUAAGCACAAUGUAGCAAUUUAUAGUAAAUUAUCUCAGAAUGAGAUUGAAGAACUGAAGGACUAUGCAGUUUAUUACUCAUACAAACAAACCAAAGAAAUAUUAAUGAAAUAUUACAAUAGAAGUGAAGAAAUCAAAAUGCUCGUUGACGAGUACGACUUCAGAUGUGGAAGUGUUAAAACCUUUUUCAAAAAACACUACCCUUUCAUCACCGUGGAGGCAGCAUACAGACGAACGAGGAAUGUUGUUGCUCAGAGAGUCGCCAAUGUUAUCAAGGCCCGGCUUGUAGGUAAUCCUCCGCAGUUCAUGACAAUGUCCAACUACUUCUUCAACGACACGGAGGAGUUGAGACGAGCGUUCUACUCGCUUGGAGUCUACGGAGCAGCCUGCAAGACGAGAGAGUAUCUGUACAGCUCGGCUGUCAUCGUGGCUGGAUACUGGGUGGAUCAGACAUCCUUUGGGAUAUCCAAGAUGUACAACACGCUACCCUCGGCAGGCUCUGCGAUAUACGAGUGGCCAGACGACUUGGUUAAACCGGACAUGGUGUUUGUCAUAAACCCUUCGAGCAGCUUUCCUCCAAUCCCUCUCCAUCCUUACAAACCGCUGAAGACGUACUCGUUUAAGGACAAGCUCCUCGACUGUAUGUUACGAUUCAGGAAUCCCUCGUUGAUUGAAAUCAACACCUCUGUGGACAACAAUGAAGCAAUCAGAUCAAUUGUUAGCCACAUCAACAAACGCUUCGACACAAAUUUUCAGUGUGGUUGAGUCGUUGACUGAAAUAAUUCUUGUUUGUUUAAUGUACCUAACCUACCGAUGUUUUUUGUGG
Molecule: messenger RNA, 998 nt
Organism: Macrosteles quadrilineatus (aster leafhopper)
Lineage: Eukaryota; Metazoa; Arthropoda; Insecta; Hemiptera; Cicadellidae
Product: UMP-CMP kinase 2, mitochondrial-like
Exons: 6
Coding region: 113-937 (274 amino acids)
Source: RefSeq, a predicted model, not a curated record